This is a messenger RNA of Hyaloscypha bicolor E, 2491 nucleotides long. RefSeq lists its product as uncharacterized. The annotation marks the transcript as partial. The transcript has 10 exons. Gene Ontology annotation, molecular function: ATP binding; ATP-dependent chromatin remodeler activity. The record is from RefSeq and is a predicted model, not a curated record. Lineage: Eukaryota; Fungi; Ascomycota; Leotiomycetes; Helotiales; Hyaloscyphaceae.
AAUUCGAAUAAUAUACCUGUCGACUUUCAUAGCCCCGAAUAUCUUUCUUCGAAGCUCGACGGCGGUUUGGUUACCUUUCGUAUCGCAUGCCCCAAAGCGGCACGAAUACUGUGCGAGCUGGAAAACGUGGUUGAAUUCACGACGCAGCUGUACUGCCAUUCAAAACUCGAAGUAUCUCCGGAUGGAGGUGUUCGUCAGAAUGGUAGACGCCGCGGAAAGCCACUGCGGUCGUGGUUCCUGAACAUAAUCAUUUUCGGCAGAGGCGGUCUUGAGGACAAGGUGGGAGGAUACUUAUCAAAUAAAAAGAUGUAUCUUCAAGACCCACGGGGAUGUGAGCGUUGCGUCCUAUACCGGAACCCACAUAUCAUCCAACCAGAUUCAGGAGAGACGGUGAUGACGAGUUCAUUUGAUUCGAUACUUGGGAAUUUACAAAUCGAGCGAGUGGAGGCCGGACCUGAUUUGCUUGCACAUUUGAUGGAGGGUGGUAGCCCGUUGCCAGAGACUCAAGCACCUGAUAUCGUGAAAACCGAUUUAUUUGGGCAUCAAAAGCAGGCGUUGACGUUUAUGUUGCGUCGGGAGAAGGGCUGGGGGCUGGAAGACGGUGCUAGUGACAUUUGGAGUCAACAAACAGAUUCUUUGGGGCGGUUCAGUUACAUCAAUAACAUCAGUGGAUACAGCACAAACGAGGCUCCACCAGACUUUCGGGGUGGUCUGCUAGCGGAUGACAUGGGCUUAGGCAAGACCCUCAGCAUGAUAUGUCUCAUUGCAGCCAACCGGGCGAGCCUACCAGCUACCCUCAACUCUGUGACAUCUGAUUUUGUGAAGACUACUUUGCUCAUUGUACCUCCGGCAUUAAUACAAGCCUGGGAAAAACAAUUUUGUUUGCACCUCCGACCUGGAAAGAUAAAAUGCCACGUUUAUCAUGGCCAAAAUAGGAAGAAUACGGAGUCGCUGGAGCAAUACGAUGUUGUUAUUACAACAUACCACACUGUCUCUGCCAUUUGGAGAAAAUUCGGCGACCAACCGAACAAAGAGAAGUCUAUAUUUUCGUUGAUCUGGCAUCGGGUGAUUCUGGAUGAAGCUCAUACAAUCCAGAACCCACAAAGCCAACUCGCCCAAGCGUGUUGCACUCUCCGUUCAACGAGGCGAUGGGCGAUCACCGGAACCCCUAUCCAAAACAAGCUCGCAGACUUCGCCAGCAUUGUAAGAUUCUUACAAGUUCACCCUUACUCCGACCCGAAAAGUUUCGAAGAAGAGAUCUUCAGACCAUGGCAGAAUCGUCAAAGUCCCGAUGCCCAGGGAUUUCUGAGACUCAAAACGCUCGUUAGGGCUAUUACUAUCAGCCGUACCAAAGCCGUUGUCCAGCUUCCAUCUCGAAUUGACGAGAUUCAUCACCUCGACUUUUCCCCUGCUGAACGAGAAAAAUAUGAUGCCGCAAAGACCCAAUCAAGAGUGCUUCUUGAGGAAGCCAUCUCUUCCGGAAACCAAGGUGGCAAAACUUUCAAUGCACUCUGGCUGCUUAACAUUCUCCGUUUAAUUUGCAACCAUGGUCUUCUGGCCCAGUCUUCUGCAUCUGACUCGUUUUAUGGCAAUAUUCUGGGCCGUUCUGCCAAUUGCUUGAACUGCGGUGCAAACUUGCUCGAGGAUCUUCUCGAAGGCCCAGUGAAGGCUGAUUUUGAGUUGCAGCGCCAAACACGACCUUGCGACCAAAUGAUAUGCGAGAGAUGCGUGUCUCAAAUCGAAGACGACAGAGCAGGCCAUCCACGUUGGGACGCGUCGGUCGAGAGCUGCGAAACCUCAACCCCUGCAACGCCGUCCGGGGACUGUGAUCUGGCAUUUACCAUCAAAAAUAUGUCUACGAAGAUCAAUGCUCUUGUAGCGGAUCUUUGUAAACACAACACAACAGAGAAAAGUGUGGUGUUUUCAUACUGGACGAAUACGCUUAAUCAUGUCCAGCUGAUGUUGAACGACAGGGGGAUCCUGUUUUCAAGGAUUGAUGGGAAGACUUCUCUUCCUAAAAGAAAUGAGGCUCUACGUGCAUUUCAGAGUGGUGAUUCCGUGCGUGUCAUUCUUGUUUCCAUCACUUGCGGAGGGGCUGGUCUCGAUCUGACAGCUGGUUCGCGGGUCUAUCUCAUCGAACCACACUGGAACCCUAUGAUUGAAGAGCAAGCUCUCUGUCGAGUACACCGAGUUGGCCAAACACGUGAUAUCACCACGAUUCGAUACUUGAUGCGAGACUCAUUCGAAGAGCAAAUUGUGGAUAUCCAAAAGCGGAAAAAGAUGCUGGCACAAGUGACCUUCGCCGAAGGUCCUUUAUCAGACGCUGCCAUAAGUUUAGGGACAUUGCAGGUAUGCUUCAAACCUAAUCGCCGUUCAAAGACAAGUCUAAAAUUCCUCCAGUACUUGAAAUCUGUCCUCGAAUGAGGUGUCUGCCAUCAAGUUUUGUUGCGGUCACAAGAGGGUGGUUGCGGAGGAAAGUGCAGCAGCCUAU